This is a messenger RNA of Salarias fasciatus (jewelled blenny), 1713 nucleotides long. It is a transcript of the gene gmppaa, whose product is annotated as GDP-mannose pyrophosphorylase Aa. The record is from RefSeq and is a predicted model, not a curated record. Gene Ontology annotation, biological process: biosynthetic process. The transcript has 13 exons. Gene Ontology annotation, molecular function: transferase activity. NCBI's taxonomy places the organism in Eukaryota, Metazoa, Chordata, Actinopteri, Blenniiformes, Blenniidae. Bases 81 to 1364 code for a protein of 427 amino acids.
GCCCCGGAAGUGCUCCGAUCAGCUGUGUGUGCAGUUUCCAGCAGGCACGACUCCCCUCAGAGAGCAGCUCCUCGGACAACAUGUUGAAAGCGGUUAUCUUAAUCGGAGGUCCGCAGAAAGGCACCAGAUUCAGGCCUCUGUCUUUUGAAGUACCCAAACCUCUGUUUCCUGUAGCUGGGGUUCCCAUGCUCCAGCACCACAUUGAAGCAUGUGCCAAAGUGCCGAACAUGAAAGAAAUUCUGCUCAUCGGCUUUUAUCAGCCAAAUGAAGAACUCACCAGAUUUCUCUUUAACGCUCAGCAGGAGUUUAAAAUUUCCAUCAGGUAUUUGCAGGAAUACGCUGCCCUGGGCACUGGAGGGGGCAUCUAUCACUUCAGAGAUCAGAUUGUCUCGGGCAGUCCGGAGGCUUUCUUUGUACUGAAUGCUGAUGUUUGUUCAGCGUUUCCUCUCGCGGAGAUGCUCAGCUUCCAGAAGGAACACGGAGAACCAAACAGCUUUGUUAUCCUGGGGACGACGGCAAACAGAAAGCAGUCAAUGAAUUAUGGCUGUAUUGUGGAAAACGAGGAAACAAAUGAGGUCUUGCAUUAUGUGGAAAAGCCGAGCACCUUUGUGAGCGACAUCAUCAACUGCGGCAUUUACCUCUUCAACCCCGAGAUCUUCCAGCACAUCGGCUCCGUCUUUCAGAAGAACCAGCAGGACAUGUUGCUAUACCCGUAUGAUGGAGAGGAGCCAACUAACGGCUGGCACCGAGCGGAGGCCAUCAGGCUGGAGCAGGACAUUUUCACUGCUCUGGCAGGACAGGGCAAACUCUAUGUUUAUAAAACCCUGCGCUUCUGGAGCCAGAUUAAAUCUGCUGGGUCUGCAAUUUAUGCCAGUCGCUUGUACCUCGACCAGUAUCACACGACUCAUCCUGAACGACUGGCCACAAAUAAGGAGGGAGGACCCAAAAUAAGUGGCAACGUCUACAUUCACCCCACAGCCAAUAUUGAUCCCACUGCUAUGUUGGGCCCCAACGUCUCGAUCGGCACCGGCGUGACGAUCGGCGCUGGAGUCCGAGUUCGAGAGUCCAUCAUCCUCCAUGGUGCCAAUUUACAAGAUCACUGCUGCGUGCUGAACAGCAUCGUGGGAUGGGACAGCACCAUCGGAAAGUGGGCGAGAGUAGAAGGAACCCCGAGCGACCCAAAUCCAAAUGAUCCCUUUGCGAAGAUUGACAGCGAGACGCUCUUCAGAGAAGGAAAGCUCACACCCUCAAUCACUAUUCUGGGUUGCAACGUGACCAUCCCGUCCGAAGUGAUUAUUCUGAACUCCAUCGUCCUCCCACACAAAGACCUGAACCGCAGCUUCAAAAACCAAAUUAUUCUCUAGUUAAUCUUCUGUCCAGCCUACUGUCCCCGGUGAAGGAUGCUGCCGGCACUGCCUCUUCAGUUACUGUAUAUAUGAUGUCAAAAAUGAAUGUAUGGAGCAUUCGUUAAAAAGUUUGGAAAGAUAGAUUUUUAUAUGUUUGUCCUCAAGCCUUUUAUGCAGCAUUGGGUGCGAGCGGGAAAAAGAGAGAAGCUAAUCAUGCAUGUUGAUUCACCUUCAAAAGUGUGUUCAUGCCAGAAGUUUUUAUUGGGUUUUUUUUUUUAUCAACUUUGCUCAACUGUAAAAUUACUACAGACACUACUGUAAUAUUUGUAGUUGGAUAUAAUAUAAAACAAAACAUAUGUUUAUAGUU